Raphanus sativus (radish) is the source of this 1290-nucleotide messenger RNA. RefSeq names its product NDR1/HIN1-like protein 6. Gene Ontology annotation, cellular component: plasma membrane. The transcript has 2 exons. Lineage: Eukaryota; Viridiplantae; Streptophyta; Magnoliopsida; Brassicales; Brassicaceae. The record is from RefSeq and is a predicted model, not a curated record. Bases 199 to 975 code for a protein of 258 amino acids.
CACAACACAUAGUUUCUGUCUCUCUCUCUGUCUCUCUUAGAAACCAAGUUUCCAAUCUGAGCAAUCAUCAUAUCAUGUCUCUCUCUCCAUUUCAAGGUUUCUAUCAAUCGCUUCAAAAAUAAAUAAAUAAAUAAACAGAGAGAUUAUAUUUCUUUCAUUUGAAAUUUGGGUUUUCAAGGAGAUCGAUCAUCAAAUAAAAUGGCAGAUUAUCCAAUGAAACCUGUUCUUCAAAAACCACCAGGCUACAGAGAUCCAAACACGCCUUCUCCUCAACCUCCUCCUCCUCCACCACCCGCCGCAUCAUCAAGACCACAACCACCACCCAUGAGAAAAACCGCCGCCGGUGGUAUGCCUUCUUCCUUCCGACCAAAGCGAAAACGAGGAAACUGUUUCAAAUCCUGCUGCUGCUGCAUCUGCAUCACCAUCCUCCUCCUCGUCUUCCUCUUCCUCAUCGCCACCGCCGUCUUCUACCUCUGGUUCGACCCCAAGCUCCCCACUUUCAGCCUCUCCUCCUUCCGCCUCGACGGCUUCAAACUCUCCGACGGAUCUUCCCUCUCCGCCACCGCCGUGGCCCGCGUCGAUAUGAGGAACCCCAACACCAAGCUCGUUUUCUACUACGGAGACACCGCCGUCGACAUGAGCGUCGGAAGCGGGAGCGACGAGACCUCCAUGGGAGACGCGACGAUCCAAGGGUUCAGACAAGGGCCGAAGAACUCGACGAGCGUCAAAGUGGAGACGUCGGUGAAGAACCAGCUCGUGGACAGUGUGCUGGCCAAGAGGCUCGCGUCCAAGUUUCAGAGCAGAGAUUUGGUGAUUAACGUUGUCGCCAAGACGAAGGUUGGAUUAGGCGUCGGAGGGGUUAAGAUCGGGAUGCUCGCCGUUAAUUUGAGAUGCGGUGGAGUUAGUUUGAGCAAGCUUGAUACUGAUUCGCCUAAAUGCAUCCUUAACACGCUCAAAUGGGUGAAUUUACAGUAAGGAGGAAGGAAGACUUCCGGGGUGAUUUUGAAAAAUGGCGGCAGUCUUUUAACAUUUCUAUGAAUAUAUGUUGUAAACUAUACUUCUGUAGAUACGUGUAUUUUUUUUAUAUCCUUGAUCAAGUAUUGACUACAUUGAGAUGAACAUGUAGAGUGUUUCGUUGUUAUUCGUGUGUGACAUGAUUUUUUUUUAGUGAUACAUUGUGUGAGGUGUGCGCUUUUGGGAGGAAAGGAUUAUGUAAUGUGUUGAAUAUAUUUCUGACAUUUUUUGUGUAUAUUUGGGAUUUUGUAUAUGUUAAACGGUUGGAAUUUGUUG